This is a messenger RNA of Pelecanus crispus (Dalmatian pelican), 1111 nucleotides long. RefSeq names its product phytanoyl-CoA 2-hydroxylase (gene PHYH). Gene Ontology annotation, molecular function: phytanoyl-CoA dioxygenase activity. NCBI's taxonomy places the organism in Eukaryota, Metazoa, Chordata, Aves, Pelecaniformes, Pelecanidae. The record is from RefSeq and is a predicted model, not a curated record. Gene Ontology annotation, biological process: fatty acid alpha-oxidation.
CGAUGGAGCAGCUCAGGAAGCAGUCGGGGCCAGCGGCUCGGCUGGAUGCCAUCCUCCGGCACCUCUCCCCGCGGCCGGGAGCAGCCCCUGCUCCUACAAGCAUUCCUACUUCAGCCCAGGUUAGCGCUGUUCCUCAGCCAGGGAGGUUUCGCUAUACCCUGGACAACGAUGUCCUCACCACAAAGCAAAGACAGUUCUAUGAAGACAACGGGUAUCUGCUCAUUAAGAAGCUCGUUUCUGACGAAGACAUUGAGCGCUUCAGGAAGGAGUUUGUGAGGAUCUGUAAAAAAGAGGUGAAUCUACCAGGAGCUAUGAUUAUGAAAGACGAGUCCCUGAGAUCCCAGUAUGGUCAGUCUGAAAAAGUAGUGAAUAAAGUGCAGGACUUCCAGGAAGACGAAGAGUUGUUCAGAUACUGUACUCUGCCAGAGAUCCUCAGAUAUGUUGAGUGCUUCACAGGGCCAAACAUCAUGGCAAUGCACACCAUGCUGAUAAAUAAACUUCCAGAUUCUGAUAUACAGACUUUUCUCCACCCCAUGCAUCAGGACUUGCACUAUUUCCCCUUCCGGCCUGCGGAUCGCAUCGUGUGUUCCUGGACCGCCAUGGAGGCGGCCAACCAGGAGAACGGCUGCCUGAUUGUGCAGCCAGGGACUCACAAGGAGACCCUGAAGCCUCAUGGCUAUCCGAAGUGGGAGGGUAAAGCCAACAAACUUUUCCAUGGGCUGCUUGAUGAGGAUGAGAAGAGUCCCAGGGUUCACAUUGUCAUGGAGAAGGGAGACACAGUGUUCUUCCAUCCCCUGCUCAUUCAUGGCUCUGGGAUAAACAAGACAUCAGGUUUCCGAAAGAGUAUAAGCUGUCACUUCGCCAGUUCAGAGUGCUACUACAUUGAUGUCAAGAACACGACCCAGGAGGGCCUGGAGAAAGAAAUGGUAGAAAUGGUUCACAAGAAAUACAACAUGACUUCUGUGGAACUCAGGGAUAUUUGGAACUUCCGAGCACGGCUUGUGCAAGGGGAAAGAAUUAACCUGUAGAACAACCUCUGAAGAGCAGGAUGGAAAACACAUGCCUGAGAAUGAGCUUCUCUGAUCAGAGAGCGCAGACUCUGCCUCGGCAG